AUGACUGUGGGAGAAUAUGCGGCAAAGUUUGAAUCCUUAUCGCGAUACUUCAAGUUUUUUCGUCAGACCAUUGAUGAAGACUUUAUGUGUCACCGUUUCCAAGAUGGAUUGAAGUAUGAAAUUCAAGAUUCGGUACUACCUCUGGGAAUCACGCGAUUCCAACCCCUAGUGGAAAAGUGUAGAGAGGUAGAGGCUGUGAAGAACCGCAGGCUGAAUCGUGGGGGUGCUAGUAACCACGGGGGACCAACACGACCGAGUAAUCAGAACCAGGGUCAUAAUAGACCAGAUCAAAACCCAUAUCAUCGUCCCCAAGGGUCAGAUAAGGGACCAUAUCAUCCAAUGACCUCCAUUUCAGAUGAUAGACAAAGGACUUCAGAAUCAAAGCCAUACUGUUAUCGUUGUGGAGACCCAAGACACCUUGCGAAUAGGUGCACUCUCAACGACAGUGUAUGUUUUAAAUGCCAGAAGCCCAGACAUCUAGCCAGGGAUUGCAAAGAACCAAAGGCAGAAGCCUCACUGAAUGCAACUGAAGUCACACGCCCAACAGCUCAAGGACGAGUUUACAAUAUAAAUGGUCAAGGGACGUCUCGUCUCAAUGAAUCCUUCCAAGGGGAGUGUGAAAUCUCAGGUAAUAUUCUAAGCGUCCUUUUUGACUCUGGUGCAACACAUUCAUUUAUCUCUAUGGACUGUGUGAAGCUAUUGGAAUUGCAUAUCACAACCUUAUUGUUUGAUUUGUCUGUUACCACUGUUGCUGAUAAUGCUUUAAUUGCAAAUACGACAUGUAUGCAUUGUCCUAUAGUUGUGUUGAGUAGGAAAUUUAAUGUGAAUCUCAUUUGUCUACCUCUUAAGAACCUCGACGUUAUCCUUGGUAUGGAUUGGUUGUCACACCAUUAUAUUUUGUUAUAUUGUGGUCGUAAGACUGUAAUUUUUCCCGACCCAGAGCUUUCUAAAUUCUUAGCUGCGCACGAAAUCAAGGUUGCUCUUAAGGAAGGUGAUUUGGAGAUUUUGUCCCUGGCUAGUACGGGAGUUACUCGUGAUGUCAAGAUAAAGGAUAGACUAGUGGUUAGGGAUUUCUCUAACGUGUUUCCGAUUGAUGUACCAGGACUACCGCCAGCGUGA
Molecule: messenger RNA, 1119 nt
Organism: Cicer arietinum (chickpea)
Lineage: Eukaryota; Viridiplantae; Streptophyta; Magnoliopsida; Fabales; Fabaceae
Molecular function (GO): nucleic acid binding; zinc ion binding
Source: RefSeq, a predicted model, not a curated record